AUGGUCUUGGACAGCUGUGAUCAAUGUGGGAAGAGUUUUGCUAAAUCUAGCAAUCUGACUACACACCAGAGAACACACACAGGAGAGAAACCAUAUAGCUGUGAUCAAUGUAGGAUGAGUUUUUCUACAUCUAGCAAUCUAACUAACCACCAUAGAACACACACAGGAGAUAAUCCGUGCUGUGAUCAAUGUGGGAAGAGUUUUUGUACUCCUAGGUAUCUAACUAUACACCAGAGAACACACACAGGAGAGAAACCUUAUAGCUGUGAUCAAUGUAGGAAAAGUUUUUCUUCUUCUAGCUAUCUAACUAUACACCAUAGAAUACACACCGGAGAGAAACCUUUUAGCUGUGAUCAUUGUGGGAAGAGUUUUUCUUCUUCUCGCUAUCUAACUAUACACCAUAGAACACACACAGGAGAGAAACCAUAUAGCUGUGGUCAAUGUGGGAAGAGUUUUACUCAGCCAAACAGCCUGAAUAUACACAAGCGGACACACACAGAGGAAGAGAUACUCUGAUAAAAGAUCUCUGAUUAAACAUAAAAUACAUCAAGGAGUUGUUUCAUGAU
Messenger RNA from Salvelinus sp. IW2-2015, 566 nucleotides. The record is from RefSeq and is a predicted model, not a curated record. Lineage: Eukaryota; Metazoa; Chordata; Actinopteri; Salmoniformes; Salmonidae.